GAACCGGCUGAUGGCUGAUUGCUGCAAACGAAUUCCUCUGACUUUAAUUUCCAAUUUGUGUUUGAAUUAGGUUCUUAUUUUGAAAAUCAUAGGCGUAUAAUAAAAUUUGAAGAGCCUGUUUAUUCUAUUUUCCAUUAAUUUUAGUCGGUGCGGUUCCAAAAGCAGGAAACAUGAAUUUGGCUGACCCAGUCGUUGAGAGGCAGUUGCAAGGGCACAAGUCCAAGAUCACCUGCAUCACCUUCAACCCUCGAUACCCAGCAAUUGCUUCAGGAGACUUGGGAAACAACAUCAUUGUUUGGAAUCCCAAGAAAUGGGGCAACUCUUUAAAGUUUGAGGGUCACAAAGGGUGCAUCAAUGACCUCCACUUUUCUCCAACUGCCAACUUGCUGGCGUCUGCUUCCUCAGACCGCUUGGUUCGACUCUGGGUGCCUACCUACAGUGGCGGGUUUUCCGAGUUCAUGGCCCAUUCGUCUGGGGUUCGCUCUGUCCAAUUUUCCCCUGACGGAGAGUACCUUGUGACUGCCUCUGAAGACAAGUCUGUCAAACUGUGGCACACAGAUGGUAAAAGACGUUUCAUUUCUUCCAUGACUCAUCACACAAACUGGGUGCGCUGUGCCCGAUUCUCAUCCAAUGGACUUCUCAUCGGAUCUUGCUCUGAUGAUAGCUCAGCCAUUAUUUGGGACUUCAGGGACGAGAAUAAGGCUGUGGAAAUUGUUCAGGGCAUGGACUCUGCCCCUCACCACCUUGCCUUCAGUCCUGUACAUGAGACGACCUUUGCCCUUGCCUAUCCCACAGGACAUGUUCGAGUGUUUGAUAUUAGAAUGCCUCAGCAACUGCUCCAGAGUUACAAAGCCCAUGACAAGGCUGUCCAUCAAAUAUCAUUCCAUCCCUCGGGCAACUUCAUCCUUUCGGCCCACGAUGACGGACAAAUCAAAAUGCUGGAUUUGCUCGAAGGCCGACCGAUCUACACUAUGUCCCUUCACAAAGGAGCUGCUACCUGUGUUGCUUUUUCCCCAAGUGGAAAAUUGUUUGCCUCGGCUGGAGCUGACAGACAAGUUGUGAUUUGGAAGGUUGGCAACGAAAGCAAGCCUACCGCCAAUCCCUUGGCCAGUGGAAAUGGUUGGCAGAGAAACACAAACAGAAGUGGCAGUAGCAAGCCUGGAACUGCUCGCCCAAGUGGUGACAAAAAGGGAGCAAGUUCCCCAGACUUGAACAGAAUGAAAGAGCUUGAGGCACGUGUGCAGAAAUUGGAGCUCAUGUUGCAAGUUUCACCAAGGGGCACCAUUGGUGAUGAAAACUUCAACCCAUUGAGCCCAGACAACUUGGAGAAAAGAGUCAUGUGUCUUGAAGAGAGACUGAGCUUUGAUGAUUCCAUCGAGAUCAGCCACGUCUAGUUGAUUAUUCUUAGUGCAUUUUUUAUCAUUGGCUGACGACUUUUACAGUUGUAAAAAUUCCUAUUCCAAACGAGAUGACACCUUCACACUUCAGAGAUCUGCCCUUGCAAAGUAUUUUUUCAUAAUUUUUAUUAUAAUCCUUGAUCUCUUUACCGGAUGCAUUUACUAGAUUUAAAGAGGUCCGCAAGGUUUUGAGAUUUCUUCAUUAAUUACGUUUGUAUCUUCCUCUCAAAUAAAUAAUUUAAACAAUCUAUUUUUAUCUAAAAAAAAUAUCGUUAAUCACUAAA
Molecule: messenger RNA, 1681 nt
Organism: Neocloeon triangulifer
Lineage: Eukaryota; Metazoa; Arthropoda; Insecta; Ephemeroptera; Baetidae
Product: POC1 centriolar protein homolog A-like
Exons: 6
Coding region: 171-1394 (407 amino acids)
Biological process (GO): cilium assembly
Cellular component (GO): ciliary basal body; centriole
Molecular function (GO): protein binding
Source: RefSeq, a predicted model, not a curated record